CGAUCCUGGCGGAGCUGAAGGAGAGGGAGGGAGACCGUGCCAAGAUCCUGCAUCUCGACAAUCUCUCCACCAGCGCUCGCUUCUGGCGAGGCGCCGACGUCAUGGUCUUCAACACCGGCCACUGGUGGACGCACCAUGGCAAAAUGAGGGCCUGAGACUACUUCCAGCUCAGAGAAGAACUCACGGAGGAGAUGGAACCCGCCGAGACUUUCAACAGAGCCCUCAGAACUUGGGCUCACUGGGUCGACCGCAACAUCGACCCUCGCCGGACCGCCGUCUUCUUCCGCAGCAUCUCGCCAGAGCACAAGAGCAGGGAGAAUUUACAAUGGUGCUACAACCAAACUCGACCCUUCUACGACAACGAGGGAUAUCUGCAGCUGUUUCCCAAGUCGAUGGUGAAGCUGGUAGAGAGGACCCUCCUGAGGAUGAGGACGCCAGUGCGUUAUCUCAACGUGACGAAGCUGUCAGAGUUCAGGCGGAAUGCCCACACGGGCGUCUACACUAAGGCUACGUUUAGUUGGAUGUAAUGUAAUCUAGCUUAUAUGUAAUCAAAUUU
This is a messenger RNA of Zingiber officinale, 556 nucleotides long. RefSeq names its product protein trichome birefringence-like 1. Lineage: Eukaryota; Viridiplantae; Streptophyta; Magnoliopsida; Zingiberales; Zingiberaceae. The record is from RefSeq and is a predicted model, not a curated record. The transcript has 2 exons. Gene Ontology annotation, molecular function: O-acetyltransferase activity. The coding region runs from base 192 to 527 and encodes 111 amino acids. Gene Ontology annotation, cellular component: Golgi apparatus.